Messenger RNA from Carica papaya (papaya), 534 nucleotides. The record is from RefSeq and is a predicted model, not a curated record. NCBI's taxonomy places the organism in Eukaryota, Viridiplantae, Streptophyta, Magnoliopsida, Brassicales, Caricaceae.
CCCCCUUCUCUUCUUCGUUCCUCUCCUCUCCCUCUCUCUCUCUCUCUCUGUCUCUAGUUCUGUAACUCUCUUUACAAGAACCUCUGAUAAAUCCUUCUCUCUUUGUGAUCAGAAAUGGCAGCCAACGGUGAGAAAGGCCUGAUCGUCAGCUUCGGUGAGAUGCUCAUCGACUUCGUGCCCACAGUCUCCGGCGUGUCCCUCGCCGAGGCUCCGGGUUUCCUCAAAGCCCCCGGCGGAGCCCCAGCCAACGUCGCAAUCGCCGUGGCUCGGCUCGGCGGGAAAGCCGCCUUUGUCGGAAAACUCGGCGAUGAUGAGUUCGGCCACAUGCUCGCCGGGAUCCUCAAGGAAAACGGCGUCGUCGCCGACGGCGUUAACUUCGAUAAGGGAGCAAGAACUGCACUCGCCUUUGUCACCUUACGCGCCGACGGAGAGCGUGAAUUCAUGUUCUACAGGAAUCCUAGCGCCGAUAUGCUCUUGACGCCUGACGAGCUCAACCUUGAACUGAUCAGAUCUGUACAAAUUCUUAGAAUAUAA